CAUUUUCAAUAACUCCUCACUCAAAUAUUAAGUUAAUACAAAUCAAUUAAGUACCUCAACAAAGAAAGAGGAGAAAAACAGAGACGCGAAAAUGGCAUCGGCAAUUGUGAGAUCUGGCCUCCGCUCCGCCAUCCGCGGCGGCGCAUCUACUCCACGCUCCUCCAGUGCUUCUAAACGGACCUUCGCUUCCCAUGUUCAUCACGAUGAAGCUGCCGAGGCUUCAAAGUGGGAGAAGAUAACAUAUGCAGGUAUAGCAACUUGCAGUAUUCUUGCAGUCAUUAACCUUUCCAAGGGUCAUCCUCACCACGAAGAGCCUCCUUCAUACCCAUACUUGCACAUCCGUAACAAGGAGUUCCCCUGGGGUCCAGAUGGUCUUUUCGAGGUGAAGGAACAUCACUGAUCCUACUGAGUUGGUGGAUUUGAAGAUUCAGAUGAAUAAUGAUUUGGUUUAUUUUGGCAGUGUAAUUGAACUUGUGCUAUCAAGUCUGCCUCCCAAAUUUAAUUCAGUUUAUUGUACUUAUUCGGGAUUAAGAUCGAAUACUUGUCAUCUUUCACUUUUGCUUCUCUUUCCUUUAUGGUACUACAUAAUAAAAGUCGAGCAACGGAUUGAAUUUGCCCUUUUUCGAUGGCUUUUGUGCCAUGUUGAUACUACCAAUUUAAUUUGUGAUUAGUUAUUUUCUUCAA
Olea europaea var. sylvestris is the source of this 684-nucleotide messenger RNA. RefSeq names its product cytochrome c oxidase subunit 6a, mitochondrial-like. Bases 92 to 400 code for a protein of 102 amino acids. The record is from RefSeq and is a predicted model, not a curated record. Lineage: Eukaryota; Viridiplantae; Streptophyta; Magnoliopsida; Lamiales; Oleaceae. The transcript is spliced from 4 exons. Gene Ontology annotation, molecular function: enzyme regulator activity. Gene Ontology annotation, biological process: mitochondrial electron transport, cytochrome c to oxygen. Gene Ontology annotation, cellular component: mitochondrial inner membrane.